UUGCUUGAAAGAAAGAAGGUUCUGAGUGGCAAUGAUUCAGCGAAGCCAGAACAAGAAUCUGGAGCAAAAGCAAACGAAGCUGGUCAUGAAUCACCUGAAGAUGGUGAGCGAGAUAAGGAUGAACCUUCAGAUGCGGUUCUGAACCUGGAACUAGCCGAACUCGUUGCACAACAAGCACUCAAUGCACCUGAGAUUCAUAACAAAAAUGAGCUUUUAUUCGAGUUAUGGAGAGUAGCCGACGAAUUUGGUGAGCAAUCGAAACGUCUCGAAGUGAUGUUGUACGAGAAAUUAUGGACCGAUGCGAACUUAUGUGAAGAAAGUUUUAUCGCGAAAUAUGAGAAACAUUCAAACGACGCGAACGCUUUCGAUAUACUGGAUGAAUCAGUGAGACGAUUCGAGACGUUGAAGAUGUUCCGUUACUACAUCGAUGUGUGUGAAAAAAGAAUCUCCAAUGAUGAUGUAUUCGCCAAUGCGAAAUUGUAUGAUGUUUACAAAUUGAUGGAUGAAAAGAAUUUGGCCACUGUGGACGAUUAUAAAAAACUGCUGGAAUUUGAAAGUGAUGACGAAGUGAGCGAGCGGAUUGUGAGAAGAGCAUUGCAGCGAUUUGGAGAUUCUAGUUUUUUGUGGACUUAUUUGAUACAGCUGAAAGUGGAUAGCGGUAAUGCCAGCAAAAAAGAUAUCCAGAAAUUGUUUAAUGAUGCUGAGCAUGCGGUUAGUUUACUGUUACUCUUCAGUAUAACGCUACUUCAUUAG
Messenger RNA from Anisakis simplex (herring worm), 753 nucleotides. The record is from the annotation of a GenBank genome assembly. NCBI's taxonomy places the organism in Eukaryota, Metazoa, Nematoda, Chromadorea, Rhabditida, Anisakidae.